GAUUAGAGCUUGAUAUUCCGUAUUAUGAUUAUGGUUUUGCCAUUGAAGUCCAAGGGGAACAACACGAAAAAUUUAAUAAAUUCUUUCAUAGAGGUGAUCCCAAUAACUUUAUCAAACAGCAGGAACGCGAUCAACUCAAGAAAGAAUUAUGCGAAGAAAACUGGAUUGCCUUAAG
This is a messenger RNA of Funneliformis geosporum, 175 nucleotides long. Lineage: Eukaryota; Fungi; Glomeromycota; Glomeromycetes; Glomerales; Glomeraceae. The record is from the annotation of a GenBank genome assembly.